AUGUCCCUACCAACGCAGCAAGACUGGAACGACGAGCACGACGGUACACUACCCAUGAUACUUCGCAUGCUCGCCUUCGUUGCCGCUACUUCAGGACAGAGGCUCAACAACUGGGGCUUCAUUCUAUUUGUCUGCUACUACCGCCUUCAAACCUGCUUCUCUCACAGCCGCACCGAGAUCGAGCGAUACGCCAAUAUCGAGAACCUGACCCUGGCUCCCUUCCAAGCCAUCUUCGACCUCCUCGACCAAGCCUUCUAUCAGCCCGGCAACAACAAGCGCUGCAUCCUCGUCUGGAGUAGGACUCUGAUGCCCGAGAGCUUCGGAGUGACAACGACGUAUCCCAAUGGCAUGAUCAUCAUUCGAAUCGACGUCCGACAGCCUUCCGCUUGGGCAAUUAUGCUCACUGUCCUCCAAGAGGUCGUCCAUGCUCUACUCUCGAAACAUUGCUGUAUGGGAUUAUGUGGCCAAGCACGCUGCAUGCGUGUUUGGACGGCGAUGUGUGGAGAGACUGGGAAUAAGUACUAUUGGCAGAUGAUGGCAUAUGCUGUGGAACUCAUGGCCGAACUACAAAUGCGUUGCCCGGUGGACCUGCAACGUUUUGAAGAGGCGAUAUUCGAGAUGAAUGGCAGCGGUUUAGUGCCUUCUGAUCAGUAUCUGACCACCGUACUACGUCCGAGGCAAGCUGCGAUAGUGCAGUUUUACAUCAACCACUACAUGCGGAAGACUCGUCUGUUGCCAUGGACGGACAGGGCGAGUUCGGAGGAGGAUGAUUGGGCUUUGUUCAUGAGCCUGGAGUACGCAGGGCUUCUUCUGACAUCAUGGUAA
This is a messenger RNA of Fulvia fulva, 825 nucleotides long. RefSeq lists its product as uncharacterized. Bases 1 to 825 code for a protein of 274 amino acids. The transcript has a single exon. The record is from RefSeq and is a predicted model, not a curated record. NCBI's taxonomy places the organism in Eukaryota, Fungi, Ascomycota, Dothideomycetes, Mycosphaerellales, Mycosphaerellaceae.